Molecule: messenger RNA, 1503 nt
Organism: Adineta steineri
Lineage: Eukaryota; Metazoa; Rotifera; Eurotatoria; Adinetida; Adinetidae
Source: the annotation of a GenBank genome assembly
AUGGAAUAUAUUACUCAGUCUAUUGCUCCAAUAGAUUUUUUAAUUCCAGAAGAUGUUAUUUCAAAUUCAUCUGAAAUACUUGUACUCACACAUGUUAAGUUUCAAUGGAAGAAAAUAAAUAAAAUAGCACUUCGGAUUUUUAUAUUACUAUUAAUAUUUUGUUUAAUUACAAUUAUCACGUUGAUAAUUUUAUUAAUAUACAAAAAAUAUGGUGCUAUACAAUCAUCAUCAAAUAAAACUAAUGAAAAAUAUAAACGAUAUGAUAUUUUAUGGUCAUUUGAUGAUAAUUGUAAUGAUAUAAAUAAUUCUUAUCCUGGUUUUCUGGUAAACAAUCCUUUUUAUACUAAUGGAUAUAUUGAUAAAGCAUUAUCUUUAAAUGGUAUUAAUCAAUAUGUUGAAACAUCAGCAUUUAUUAAUUUUUCGAAUCGUAGUUUUACUGUUGAAGUUUGGGUAUAUUGGAUUGAUUGUUACAAUUAUACAUUCAAUGGAAUUCUUGGUCAAUAUUCAUGUGAUGAAAGUUGUAUCAGCAAAAAUUUACAUUUGAUGAUACGAGAUAAAGUUGCUUAUAUGGGAUUCUAUGAGAAUGAUCUACGCGGACAUACAAUUAUUGAGAAUAGUACUUGGACUCAUUUAGCAUUUGUUUAUGAUUAUGAAAUACUUGGACAACAACAAGUCUAUGUUAAUGGUUUAUUUGACGGAAGACGAAUAACAAUACCGUAUAAAGGUGUGAAAGGUGAUAUUGUAAUUGGAACAGGAUAUGUAUCUGCUGGUGUAGAUACGGGCAGAUAUUUUACUGGACUCAUAGAUCAACUUUCAAUCACAUUAAGAGCAAAAACACCUGCAGAAAUAUUAGAAGAUGCUACACUUUGUGCAUAUUAUAGUUUUGAUUUAGGUUCUCUUGCAGAUUUAGGUCCUAAUGGUUUAAAUGGAUCAGCUAUGAAUAUUAAAAUUAUUAAAGGUCGAAUUAAUGAAGCUUUACAAUUUUCAUCAUCAAUAUCAUAUUUUCAAGCAACUGGUUUUGUUGCAUUAGGUACUUCAAAUAAAUCUUUUUCUAUUGUAUUUUGGAUAAAUCCACUUCAAAUCAAUAAAGGAACUAUAGUUUAUAUAUCAAGUUCUGAUGAUUCUUGGUGUUUACCUUUUAUUGGUUUUAAUACAAAUGGUGUAAUUUUUGUACAAAUUAAAUCAGAUAAGAAUACGAUUAUUACAACUUUAGGAUCUAAAUUACAAACAAAUAAUUGGACACUUGUUGUAACAACUUAUAGUAAAUUUAAUGGACAACGAAUUUAUAUCAAUGGUUUAAUGUAUUCAUCUAGUGCUAGAAAUAUUUCAUAUAGUGCUAGUGAACAAUCUAAUUCUAUCACUAUUGGUACUUCUUUAGCUCUUAAUUCGAAAUGUAAUCAAGGUGAAAUUCAAUCAGAACAAUUUAAUGGUUCUAUUGAUGAAUUGAGAAUUUACAAUCGUGAACUUACAGAACCGGAAAUAAUUACUUUAGUUAACACAUAA